CACCCGAGGCAUGCCCUACCACCAUCUCUUGAAAGCCAAACACACCUUAGCAAUUUCCAGCUAUCCUAGUCUCUGUCUUUAUAUCCUGGAUUCCUUUCAUUGAUUGAACCUCUUCUCUUUCUAUCUCUCCUCAUUUGCUCCGUUUGCUUUUGCCUCCAAAUCGGUGUUUAUAGGCCACCUGCCUCUUUAUUUCCUCACGGCAGCUAAAAACAAUGAUUCCUUCGUUAAUUCCGAAGCCCCUCAUUUCAUCCAUAAAUCCAUCACCGCACUCUUCUCUCUUUUCUUUUAUACAAUAAAUCAAACCAAACCAAACACACCACAGUCACACGCUUUCUCACUUCUCACUUUUCUCUGUUAGCCAUGGCUCCGAUCAAAAUCAAGCAAUCGCCUAAUCCCACGUCUCAGACUCUAACCUCCACGGCGUCGUCGCAGGACUCGCGUCUCCUCAUCCGUGAAACGCUGCGUAUUAGCGCCAACUUAGCUUCGGCUUCUUCUCCUGCAUUGUCCGAGUCGCCUUCUGCUUCUCCUUCUCAUUCGUUGGUUUCUCCGGCUCAGUCCGUUUCUUUUACUGAUAAUGGACGGAGGUUAGGGCUUGUGGAAAAUGAGUUUAUUGAAUCGAGCUUGAGGUUGAUCUGUUGCGAGGAAAUUGAUGGCCGGAGAUGGAAGUACGUGGCCGAAAACGACGAUUUUGGACGUUAUAAGAAGAAUUCGAUUCGCGCUGUCAGCUUGCAGACACCACAGGCUCCUGUUGAGGAAAUUGUGUCAUUCAUAAGAAGCUAUGUCGUGCCAGAAGGUUUUCCUGACAGUGUUACUCCAUCAUACGUGCCAUACAUGACUUGGAGAGCUUUGAAGCAUUUCUUUGGUGGAGCAAUGGGUGUUUUCACAACAAAAACCCUUUUGAAUUCAGUUGGAGUCUCUAAAAGCAACGCUAUUUCUGGUGCUGUCGCUAUCAAUUGGAUUCUCAAGGAUGGUGCCGGUCGCGUUGGAAAAAUGCUUUUUGCCCGCCAAGGGAAGAAAUUUGAUUAUGAUCUGAAGCAGCUGCGGUUUGCAGGUGAUCUUCUCAUGGAAUUGGGUGCUGGCGUGGAGUUAGCAACUGCAGCUGUCCCGCACCUUUUUCUUCCCUUGGCUUGUGCUGCUAAUGUGGCAAAGAAUGUUGCAGCUGUAACAUCAACAUCAACUCGGACACCAAUCUACAAAGCCUUUGCUAAAGGAGAAAACAUUGGGGAUGUUACUGCUAAGGGCGAAUGUGUUGGGAAUCUCGCGGAUUUGCUGGGAACUGGUCUUAGCAUAAUGAUUGCAAAAAGAAAUCCUAGCUUGGUUACUUCAUUUGCCCUCCUUUCAUGUGGCUAUGUCUUCAGCUCUUACCAAGAGGUUAAAUCUGUAGUGUUGCACACCUUGAACCGGGCUAGAUUCAGCGUGGCAGUGGAUUCUUUUCUUAAGACAGGGAAAGUGCCUUCAUUGCAAGAGGGGAAUAUGAAGGAAAAUAUAUUCAGCUUUCCAUGGUUGAAGGAGAGGCCUAUUGUUUUAGGACCAAGAUUUAAAGAUGCUUUUCAAGACCCUACUGCAUUUCUUGCGAUAGAGCCUCUUUUUGAGCAAGAGAAAUAUAUAGUGACGUACAAUCCAUUGAAGGAUAAGGUCUAUGCAUUGCUCAAGGAUCAGGCAAAGUCAGAUGACAUUCUAAAAGCUGCAUUCCAUAUGUCUUAUCUUGUUUUACAGGCUUACGUGCUUUUGCAUUCCAUAAAUUCAUCAAAUGAUAGUAGCUCUUCAUCAUGGAAGCAGCAACAAUAUGGCCAUUCAAACUAUAUUCUCUCAGUUAAUGAUAUUGAGGCUCAUAUUGCUGACUCGUGCAGAAUGGUCUCAACUUUAUAUGGUCCUUUUAAAAGUAAAGCUGCAGAGCAGGGUUGGAGGAUGUCAGACUCACUUCUUAAUCCUGGCCGAGCAAGGAUUGUAGUUGCUUGUUAAAAGGACAAGGGCAAAACAAAAAAGGGAAAAAACACUACUCUUGAAACUUCUCUUUUCUUGUGUCGGGAGUGUACCUAUCUGGUGCUCAAGCGGCACUCAAUACUGUGGGCAAGUCAACCAUCAAUCUUCAAAAACAAAUAUACGUAACAAAAAGAGGCUAACAUUACACCAAUAGCACAAUUAGAGCCAGGGGCUCCUUGAUGGUCAGUUCUCUCUGUUACGCACCCAAAUACAUUAUUCUGCUCACAGUCUCUGCUCAUUCACUUACACCUGAAUGUGGCGAGAUGCAAUUUUGAGUUGUAGGAUGGAGCUGUUAGUGUGGUAUAGCCAGAAGCAUUCUUCCUUUUGGUUUUUGAUUAUAUCCCUUUUAUUUGUUCUUCCUUUAAUGUUCUUUUUGUGUAGAACACAUUGAAAUUCCAGCAUCUAAACUAGUGUUUUUGUCAGAAGAAAGUUGAAACCACAUUUUCUCA
Manihot esculenta (cassava) is the source of this 2432-nucleotide messenger RNA. Its product is annotated as protein root UVB sensitive 6. The record is from RefSeq and is a predicted model, not a curated record. The coding region runs from base 361 to 1962 and encodes 533 amino acids. The transcript has 13 exons. NCBI's taxonomy places the organism in Eukaryota, Viridiplantae, Streptophyta, Magnoliopsida, Malpighiales, Euphorbiaceae.